AUGGCUUUAGACAGCCUCUCAGAGCAGUUCAAUCCCAUAAGGGAUUUGUGUUUGACAGCAAAAGAUAGUACCAUUUGCGGGGGAAAGAGAGAUGCCGAAUAUCAAGGUGCGACUGCGAUCCACAAUAUUACCUUCAGGGCAGAGGGAGGACAGGUAAUCUUGCUAGUCGGGGAGAAAGCUUCGCAGGUGCUAAGGAGGUUAGAAGUGGGAAACUCCGAAGUUAUGGUAAGACCUGCAGAGUCGCUUAGGGUAAAUGAGUACAGUUACCAAGAUUUUGCGAUAAGGUAUCCGCAGCAGAUUAUUUAUGACAAUGGACGAGACCUCCAUUUUGAGCACCUGACAGUGCAACAGACAGUUGAUUUUGUUGUGGAUUGCAAAUUUAGGUGUUCAAGGCAAGCUAAGCUUUCAAUUAGAGAUACAUUGCUCAGCGAUUUUAAAUUGAGCCAUACCCGUAGUGCCUUAGUGGGCAGCGAGGGAUGUGUCGCGGCAGGGAGAGGAAGUGGUGGCAUCUCUACAACCGAUCGGAGGAAACUCUCUAUGAUAGAGGCGUUUCUUUCUAGAGGGUCCUUAUACUUUUGGAACGAUUCUACCAGAGGAUUAGAUUCAUCUGGGGCACUGGAUUUUGUUCAAUGCUUGAAACGGAUGGCUCGUGUGACGCAGACAAUAAAUUUGGUGAAUAGUACGCAGGCCGGAGAACAAUUUUUUAGAGAGUUUGAUAAAAUUUUGGUGAUAGUUGGGGAAUACCAAGUAUUCUAUGGGUCUCUGGACGAUUGUUUGGAAUUCUUCCAAUCGUUGAAGUUCUACAGGGAUCCGAAUAUUUUACCAGGAGAAUAUGUUAGUGCAGUUGCCCAUGGGUUGUUGAGGAGUCCGCUUGUGAACAGUGAUGUCGAUCUACAUAGAUAUUGGGUUAGCUCAGCGUAUUACAAGGAGUUGUGCGAAUCUAUUGUAGACGUUGAACAAAAGUGCAAUGGUGUGGAGCAUGCUGCCAGUAGCCAUUCUCCUGUUUCUAUGGUGAAUGUGACUAAGUAUUGCUUUGUACGUGCUUAUAGAAGGACCAUUGCAAACAGAUUUUGUACGGCCAUGCGGUUGGCCGUAGUAUUGAUCCAAUCCCUAAUGUUCGGAUUGUUGUUCUAUGAUACACCUAGGAACGCAAUUGGUUCAUAUUCCAGAAGUUCGUUAAUCUUCGUCACAUUGGUAUUCUUCACUGUAUUUUGUUUAGCAGACAUACCUGUCUCGUUUGCUAAAAGGCCCGUAGUCGCAAAGCAGACCAAGCUGCAUCUUUACAGGCCAUGGAUGGAACACAUCUCUAGUACUUUUUGCAUCCUCUCCUUCAAUUGGGGGUUGAUAUCUCUAUUCUCAAUGGUGGUUUACUUUUUGGCCCACUUUCAAUAUGAUUUCCAGAGGUUCUAUACCUUCUUUUCGACGUUAUUGCUUACGAAUUUCUCAAUGUACUUCGUGUUUCAAACCGUCGCUUAUGUCUCUCCAGCUCUUUGGAUUGCCAGAGUAGCCAAUGGUAUUAUAGUUCUGGUUGCCGUAACCCAUGCUUCCUAUGUUAUUCCUUUACCAUCGAUCGGGCCUUUGUUCAAAUGGAUUGCAUAUCUUAACCCGUUAAGAUAUGCAAUGGAGACGAUGCUUUCGAAUGAAUUAGUGAACCUAGUUUUGGAUUGUGAAGGUAAUGAAAUACCUCGCGGACCUGAAUAUGAUCAAUUGGACAUGUCGGAGAAAGUUUGUGCUUGGUCCGGUGCAAAGUUGGGACAUGCAUUUGUCAGAGGCCAUGAGUACCUAGAAGAGGCUUUGUCGUAUUCAUACACCAACACGAAAAGGAAUUACUCAAUACUAUUAGGCGUCGUGGCUUGGUUUGCCAUGACUUCGUUAUUGAGCUGUGAAUACAUCACACCGAUCUAUGCUAAACACCGAUUUGAAGACUACUAUACUCGGUUUAAAGGCAGGAACAGUUUCCUGACAGUUAUUAUAAGCGAUCAGAAGGCAAAGGCCGAGCAAAGGGAAGAUGAGGUUCCAGAUGUGUCUGACGAGAUUAGUUCAGACAGCGACUGUGGAUCUACUAUUGAUGAGCGGUUUAUCAAGAGUGAUAUUUUGAGCCAUUCGAUAUCUAAUUCAAGUUCUAUGCAAGACGUUGUUCUCGGUAGGGAGACACCCCUUGUAUCUUGGAAAAAAUUGACCUACGCAAUCAACGGAAGCCAUCUUAUUAACGGCGUUUCAGGAUAUUUCAGGCCAGGAUUGACCGCCAUCAUCGGCGAGUCAGGUUCCGGAAAGACUACUCUUCUAAAUAUUUUAGGAGGGCGUAUAGUACGGGGUCUUGUUACUGGAGAAGUGUUGGUCAACGGAAAGCUUAUCAGCGACAAGCACACCUUUCGUCAUAAUAAUGCGUACGUUUAUCAGCGAGAUAUUCAUCUUGGUUUGCUGACAGUUGGAGAAACGUUGGAAUUUUCAAGUAGUUUGAGGGGUGACGGAGAUUAUACUUACGUCAAGAAAAUUUCGAAGUUGCUUAAGUUAUCCAGAGGUAGGUUGGUCAAGGAUUUGUCACCAGCAGAGAGGAAGUUGUUGUCUAUUGGUAUAGAGCUUUCAACGAAGCCGUCACUGGCGUUGUUGCUAGAUGAGCCUUUCUCUGGAUUAGAUCCUCCGGAGGCUGCCUCAGUAAUGGGUGUUUUGAGGACACUUGCUAAGAAUGGUUUUGCAAUCAUCUGUACGCUUCACCAGCCUAGCAAGUAUCUCUUUGACUCUUUUGAAAAUGUAGUUAUAUUGAAUAACAGUGGCGAAUGUGUCUACUUUGGAUAUUCCAGAGAUGCAAUUGGAUAUUUUGGUAAGGUUGCAGAUAUGUUAUGUGAAGGAGACGAGAAUCCUGCCGAUCUCAUACUGGAUGCUGUUGAGCACACUCACGGAACCAUUGACUGGGCUAAAUUAUGGGCGCAAUCUUCUGAAAAGGUUUUGGUAGAGGAAGCUAGGAGAUUCCUAGAGACCCAUGCUGCCAAGAUAUCGUAUAUUCAAAACCCUGUCGUUAAACGUUCCUUGCCUAUGCAGCUAUUAUUGGUAACAAAGCGGCAAUUCCUAUUAAUCUCGAGAGAUAAUGGUUACUUGUUUUUAAAGGUAGCCUUUGGAGGAAUUAUUGGGUCCUUCAUUGGACUUACAUAUUGGAAGCAGGACGGAACUAUUGCUUCGAUGCAGAAUAUUCUUUUUGCUGUGUUCACAUCAUUAUGUGUUUGGUAUCCUUUUGCAAGGCAUAUCCAUGUUAAGGCUCUAGAGACUAAGGAGUUGUAUCUUGCUCGUGAGAUGAAGGCGAAUACCUUUUUUUGGCCGGUAAUGAUUGUAGCCCAGUUUAUUGUCGAACUUCCUGCAACUCUUCUUUCUGCUGUGAUAUUUUAUCUGACCUUUUAUUUCUCUCUCAGGUCUGGAGCACUGACGUCUUCUGCCAACGUCAUGUAUUUACUCAAUUUCUUACUCUUUGGACUUUACCAACUCACUUUCGGUCUUUUAGUGGCUUUUUCCUGCACAGAUUUGCAAACUUCAGGGUUGUUUUCAGGCAUUUCGUUGAGUUUAAUGUCAUGUUUUUGCGGGGUUAUUCAACCAUUUGCAAUAAUUCCAGUAUUUUGGAAGCUAAUUUAUCGGGUAUCACCAUAUACCUACUUCAUGGACAGUUUAGUUAGCCUUCUAUUGCAUAACCGCAAUGUCGAAUGCCAUCUCUACGAAAUGACGCCUGCUUUACCCACUGUGGGUCAGACCUGCCGUGAAUUUCUAUCACCACACAUCGCCCUACAUGGCGGUUACUUGGUUAACCCUGACUCUGAUGUACUCUGCAACUAUUGCAUGUACUCGAAAGGCGAUGAUUUCCUAGCCAAAUUUAAUAUGUCAUAUAGCCAUCUUUGGCGUAAUAUGAUAAUCUGUGUCCUAUUCAUUUGCUUUAACAUUAUUGCUACGUUCGGUGCAUUUUAUCUCUUUUCCAUACUAAAAGCCUGGAAACCGUUUCAGGAGAGUUUGCAAAGAGCACUAGACUUUGCCACCUUAAGGACUACUAUAAGACGCACGAUUCGCAGGGUUGCAAUGUGUUAA
Molecule: messenger RNA, 4065 nt
Organism: Eremothecium cymbalariae DBVPG#7215
Lineage: Eukaryota; Fungi; Ascomycota; Saccharomycetes; Saccharomycetales; Saccharomycetaceae
Exons: 1
Coding region: 1-4065 (1354 amino acids)
Biological process (GO): transmembrane transport
Cellular component (GO): membrane
Molecular function (GO): ATP binding; ATP hydrolysis activity; ABC-type transporter activity
Source: RefSeq, a predicted model, not a curated record